Molecule: messenger RNA, 1542 nt
Organism: Zymoseptoria tritici IPO323
Lineage: Eukaryota; Fungi; Ascomycota; Dothideomycetes; Mycosphaerellales; Mycosphaerellaceae
Exons: 7
Coding region: 1-1542 (513 amino acids)
Biological process (GO): carbohydrate transport; transmembrane transport
Cellular component (GO): membrane
Molecular function (GO): carbohydrate:proton symporter activity
Source: RefSeq, a predicted model, not a curated record
AUGGUGCUCGAACUUCGCGGCUCCAAGCUGAUUGCAGUCAUUCUGGUCGCCUCAGGGCUGGACUUCUUACUCUUCGGCUACGAUCAAGGCCUCUUUGGAGGCAUCCUGGGUGGUGAUGGUUUCAAAGAGAUGCUCGGCCAGCCAGGUUCUACGCGCACCGGUCUGGUCACUGCGAUAUACGACAUUGGUUGUGCUAUCGGUGCUGUCGCGGCCUUCUUCUACGGCGAAGCUAUUGGCAGAAAGCGGUCCAUAAUCGCGGCAAACAUCAUUGCAGUGGUUAUUGGUGCCGCGAUUCAGACUGCGUCUUACAGCUACGCACAAAUGGCUGUGGCCCGAGUAAUCGCGGGUGUUGGUGUCGGCCUUUCUACCGUUGCCGUGCCCAUCUUACAGUCCGAGACCCUGCCUACUUACAACCGCGGCGCUCUACUGGUCAUUCAAUCUGCUCUUAUCAUCAUUGGUGUUGCGAUCGCUUCAUGGCUGUGCUUUGCAACCUUAUAUGCCGACUCCAGCCUCCAAUGGCGAUUCCCAAUUGCGUGUCAAAUCUUGUUUUCAAUGCUGGUACUCUGUUUGUGCCCUUUCAUCCCGGAAACACCAAGAUGGCUCGCCAAGCACGGCAAGACCGAUGAAGCCCGUCGUGUCAUUUCACGGCUCCUCGACAAGCCCGAGGACGAUCCCGAAGUCAAGGGUCAACUUGUGGAGAUCCUCGAGGCUAUCGCUGCGGAAGGUCAGGACGCUGAGCCAACCUGGAGUGAAGUCUUCAGCAACAGGACCAAGACGAGGAACUUGCAUAGAGUCUUGCUCGGUAUGGGACCUUACAUGUUCAACCAAUGGUCUGGGGUGAACGCACUUUGUUACUAUUUAUCCUAUAUUCUAGAAACAUACCUAGACUUCUCGAGGAGCAUGUCUCUGAUUUUGGCAUCGGUUGCCUUCACCCAAUACGCCGUCUUCUCCUGGCCACCAUACUUCUACAUCGACCGCAUUGGACGCCGCAUGACCGUCAUAUAUUCAUCCGCUGGAUGCGCUGUCUGCAUGGCCGUCAUUGCAGGAUGUCUCAUCUCGCAGACGUACGCCACCGCCGCAGCCGCCGUUGCCUUCAUGUUCCUCUUCCUCGACUGCUUCACUCUGGGUAUCCUCCCUGUAUCCUGGUCGUACAGCGCCGAGAUUCAGCCACUUCGGGUUCGCAACAAGGCUACCGCGGUCGGCGUGUUCAGCCAUUGGAUGUCGAACUUCGUGGUUGUGAUGGUCACGCCAAUUGGUUUGGACUCCAUUGGCGGGAAUUACUUCUGGAUCUGGGCAAUUGUGUGUGCGUCUUUUGUACCGUUGACAUACUUUUUCGGAGUGGAGACGAGUGGAAAGAGUCUCGAGUCAAUCGAUCACAUGUUCUAUGAGGCGCCGAGAAUAUGCAUGGGACUUGACAAGGGGCAUAGCCAAGUCAUUCGAUCGACCAGAGAAGAUGAAGAGAUGAAGCACAAGGCAUUUGCCAAGGGGAGCGAGAAGGACGGUAUCUCCAUCGAUGAGGUGGAGAACAUCGAGGAAAAGUGA